This is a messenger RNA of Zophobas morio, 3401 nucleotides long. Its product is annotated as serine/threonine-protein phosphatase 4 regulatory subunit 4-like. The coding region runs from base 314 to 3313 and encodes 999 amino acids. The record is from RefSeq and is a predicted model, not a curated record. NCBI's taxonomy places the organism in Eukaryota, Metazoa, Arthropoda, Insecta, Coleoptera, Tenebrionidae. Gene Ontology annotation, molecular function: protein phosphatase regulator activity. The transcript has 14 exons. Gene Ontology annotation, cellular component: protein serine/threonine phosphatase complex; cytosol.
CUCUUCCUCAUCACUUCCCUCACAUUCUCUGGUGAUAUCAGGGAUGAUAUUUGUGUGCAUACAUUAACAUAAUUAUUAUGUAUGUCAUCAGUGGAUUCGUGCUGGUUAUGUCAUAUUGAUGUCAAUGAUGUCAUGCUGGAUAACCACAAUAUGCCACAAUAUCCACAUGCAUAAUAAUAACAUAACCCCAAGCAACGUCAGUGCCGUAACGGUUUUAUUCGUAAUGAUAACACUUUACGAUUUACUUUUAUAAAAUAUAGAAUAAGUACUAUGCAGUACUUUAAUAUUAGAAAUGUUUAUAUUAUAACGAACGAUGGAUCUAAAAUUAUAUAAUCCCGAAUUAUUCCCGGAAAAUGAUAGUUUAUUAUUGCAAGAGUUGUACAUAAAAGGUGAUGAUAUCCAAAAGCUGAGUGUUAUUCAAGCACUGCCACAACUCUUACAAUAUGAUCCAAAUGGAACAAUGACAAGAAUUGUACCAAAAAUUCAGCAGGAGUUACCAAAAUCUUCAUGUGAAUUUCAUAUUGCAACCAGCAAGAUUUUCAAAUUACUUAUAGAAAAGCAGUUACCUUUGAACCUAACAGCAGCUGUCAUUCAGGGAACUGAAUCUAAAGAUCCCGUAGUCUCAAAUGCAUGGAUUGAAACUCUUCUGGCUGUAAUUCCAAUUUUACCAAUUGAUCAAAUUAAAACAAAUGUUAUACCAUUGGCUUUAUCAAAAUCACAACCAACAAGCCCUGUUUAUUGUCGUGUUGCUAGUUGUAAGAUUCUUGGAAAAUGUGCUGCUCAUCAAAAAAUGCAGAAUGUAGAUGUAAAAACUUUCCUUUUACCAGCAGUGCAGAGCUUAUGCCAAGACUGUUUCCAAGAUGUUCGAGCGACUAUGUGUUCUCAGUUACAUUUUAUCGCACAGGGUUUGGGUGAAAGUUUGGUAAAAACUAGUUUACUUCCAAGCCUAGUAGAAUUAGCAUCAGAUGACAACAUGGCUGUGCGAUCAGCUGCAGUAGCUUCAGCAGUCUUAAUUAUACCAUAUUUAAAUAAACAAACAAAAAUUGAUACAAUUGUUCCGUUGAUUAAACAAUUGUGUUCAAAAACAUCAGGUCCAGGUGAUACAACUUUUCCAACAAUAGCUAGAGAAUUUGGAAGAUUAGUUCAAGCUUUGCAAAAUGUCUUAGAAGUGUCUGAUAGUGUAUGGAUACUACAAUUUUAUAAGACUUUGGCCACAAAAGGACAAACUGUGCGCAUCAACAAAGAUAAUUUGGAAGUAACACAAGACGUGAUAUGCAGAGAACAGUGUGCUUUCAACUUACCGCAAGUGACCACUUUCACAAUGGCACGUAUACCAAACCAACUAGAGCUGUGGCAUUCUGUAUACAGUGGACUGGCUAAUGAUUCCUGCUACCUGGUCAGAAAAACAACCGCCGCAUGUGUUUUUCAGGUUGCAAAAAUAUUGGGCCCUCAGAGUAAAGUCAUAAAAGAUGAUAUAAUAAAAUUAUUACGAGACGAUGCUGAAGAAGUUUUGCAAAUGCUAGUCCCAGAUGUUGGUCCAACUUUAGAAUUACUUUGCACACAUGGUGUUCUUUCGAGGGAAAAUACUCUUCCAUCUUGUUUGGAGAUUACCAGAGCAUUGUUGAAAUGCCAGGCAGAAUUAUCCAAAUCGUACAACUGGAGAAUAAAAUCGAAUUUUCUUCAACAAUUAGAACGUUUGCCCAAUUGCAUGCCGUCCGAUUUCAUUCAUCAACACUUCAGUCCGGUAAUUCUAGGCUGUGUUCUAGAGGCGAGACCUAAACCAGUAAGAUCGCAAGCUUCCAGAACGUUAUUAGUAUUUUUACGAUAUAAUUUGAAAGAAAUUCAAAGGAAAUGGAUUCGAGAUAAUUUGAUAACUCAUUUGUGCUUGUCAAAGUCAUGCUAUACCAGACAUAUCUUCAUCUUAGCGUGUUAUCAUGCUGCAGAACUUUUUAGCAACAAUUAUUUUAAGAAGUUCUUUUUUGAAUCGUUAUUGUCAUUAGCCGAUGAUCCAGUAUCAAAUAUACGGCUAAGUGUAGUAGGCAUUCUUCCGUUGUUGUAUAAAAUGUUAGUUUUACCAGAAGAUAAAAAACUUCAAACAAACAUCGACAAUUUAUUUUCAAAACUAGAUAUGAUGGAAAAAGAUAAAGAUGUUAAAGACAUUUUAAGAACAAAACUUAAAGAAAUUCGUAGUUCCGGUACAUCCAAUAAGCAGGAUUAUUUAUUUGACCAAAAACGUAAAGAAGAAGAAGAAAAUAAAAUUCUACAAGGCAAGCUGACACUAGCCGCUCCAACGGGGGGAGCACCAGCCAGACCAGUACAAUCGAUAGCAUCUCAUGCUUCGAGGGACAAAGAAACUGUCAGUACGACUAGAUCUCACCCCAUUAUUGCCAGGUCUCCAAGUACAUCACCACGAGUUUCGAAAACACCUUCAACUAGUUCAGGUCCAAACGAUAUGAGCUUUUUAGAGCAACAUUUUUACAUAGAUGCUGGUGUAAGCUUACCACGUGAUGAAAUGGAAAGUAAUAUACGACAACCAGAAAAUUUUAUUUCAAAUGUUGUCAGAGUUUUUGACCAGCAGCUGCAUUUACAUGGAAAUAAAGGGAGUGAAGGUGAUUCUUCCUGCAUACCAACAGUGUCAGUGGAAAACGUAAAUAUAGAAACAAUGGUUGAAAGUGAAAUAGAAAAGCUAGAAACAUCAACGACAAACAUAACAGAUGAUGUUAAAGUAAAUUUGCGAAAAAGAAAUAAGAGGGGUCCAGGUACUUCAUCAAAAUCUCUUUUAAGUACACCAAAAGAAAUCAGUUCAAUGAAUUUCAAAUACAAAAGAUAUUCAAGUAUUUUUCCAUCAUCAAGUGGAGACUCUGCUAGUAUUAAUACUGUUAAUACAAAAACACUUAACCGAAGAAGUUUAAAUAUUGGUGUUGCCGAUGGAAGUAAAAUACCUGUUUGUAUAAAAAAAUCACAAAGUAAUGUUGAGAUAAAACAUGAGGUAAACAGUCAAGAAGCAAGUGGAUUUAAGGCCAGUCAAUCAAAAUAUCGUGGCACUAGAAAUGAUUGUUACUUUAGUGGUAAUUUGAAGACGAAAAUUAGACCAAAAUCUGAAGUAUUAACAAUGAAUAGUGGUAAUAAUGAAAGGCGCGUAUCUAUUGUAGAAACGAACGAAAAGUACACAGAAUGUGAAGGAAAUCAUGCUAAUGCAAUAAAUGUCAGUAUUAUUGAACAUAUGCCAGUAAGUAGUAUUAAUAGCAAGCCAUUUAGGACAUCAGGAUUACCUGUUCUAAAAAGGAGAACGCAAUCUGACGCAAGAAAAUGAAAAUUUUAUUUUUUAUAUUUUUACUUGUAUUAACAAUUUUAUAUAUUUCUAUUUACAAUUUUUAAAUAUAUAUUUCUGUUAAUUAUUA